Myxocyprinus asiaticus (Chinese sucker) is the source of this 6545-nucleotide messenger RNA. Its product is annotated as tubulin polymerization-promoting protein-like. Gene Ontology annotation, molecular function: tubulin binding. The record is from RefSeq and is a predicted model, not a curated record. Gene Ontology annotation, cellular component: microtubule. Bases 233 to 925 code for a protein of 230 amino acids. NCBI's taxonomy places the organism in Eukaryota, Metazoa, Chordata, Actinopteri, Cypriniformes, Catostomidae. The transcript is spliced from 5 exons. Gene Ontology annotation, biological process: microtubule polymerization; positive regulation of protein polymerization; microtubule bundle formation.
CGCGGGUUUGUUGAGUAUGAAGUGACGCGCACAUUGCAGCGAGCGUUGUGUCUCGUUUCGUCUGUUAUAUUCCAACAGAAAUCUCAUGUAAACACGUUCUUUUAGACACUGAGAGCAGAAAACGACAGAGGAAACAGCAUUCAGCUGCGUCAAGAAACACAAGGAUCGACCGGAAGAGAGCAACACUGACGUGGAAUCAGAGAGCUGGAGGGGCAGUAGAGGGCAAAGCAACAUGGAGGAGUUUAAAGUUCAAACUGCCAAACACCCGGUGCCGAACAGCUCACCAAUGAGGCCGCACAGCGAGCACUCUAAAGAGCAUGCGGCUAAACGUCUGUCGUCUGCAUCCAACGGCACGAGCGACGGAGGCGCUGGUGCUAAAACACCUGUGGAGAUCGCGGCGCUGGAGGAGUCGUUCCGCAAGUUCGCCAUUCACGGAGACACACGGGCCACCGGCAAAGAAAUGCAUGGCAAGAACUGGUCCAAACUGUGUAAAGACUGUGGCGUCAUCGAUGGCAAGAACAUCACCCUCACAGACGUGGACAUAGUCUUCUCCAAAGUCAAGAACAAAUCCAGCCGCACUAUCACAUACAGCCAGUUCAAAGAAGCUCUCGCGGAGCUCGCCAGGAAACGUUUCAAAGAGAAAAGCAGCGAGGACGCCGCACAAGAGGUUUACAAAAUGAUAGAAGGGAAAUCGCCUGUUAUAUCUGGAGUUACGAGAGCUGUGGCUUCGCCCACCGUGUCCCGUUUGACGGACACCACCAAGUUCACCGGCUCUCACAAGGAGCGUUUCGACGAGACGGGGCGCGGGAAGGGAAAGGCGGGACGAGUGGAAAUGGUGAACACAUCGGGAUAUGUGCCUGGAUACAAGCACGCAGGGUCGUACGAGAAGAAAGUACAAGGGAAACCGCCACAAAAACCCAUGUGAGAUAAGACAGAAGACAAACCCCCGACUCUAUAAAGCAAAAAUGGAUUUUCUGUUUUCUUUAAAGAUAUGUCUUUUCCUCUGUGGUUUUGUGUUCUUCUUCCUAUAUUUGUGGGGGUUUUUUUAACUGGAACGCUGUUUACAACCGAACAAAGUCGUCUCCAGCUGGUACAUUCCUAACAAACUGCAUGUUGAUGCAGUGCACCAAAACAAUGAUGGCAACAAAAAAGAAAAGAAAAAUGACUACAGUAUUGCACGCUCUACUAGUAAAGGUUUUUCUGUUGUGCUAUUGAAAUGAAAUGCAAAUAUGAGCAUUUGGCAUUUAUGUUUCAUACUAGAGACAUACUAAGCGUUAGUACGCAGACACUUGCGAAGAGUAUUUUUCUGGCUUAAGUAAAAAACAAAAACAAAUCCAAAUCAAAGAUAUAAUUUAUUUGAACAGAUACGUUCAUAAUGUUUUUUUAGGGGCCAAUCAUUGAAAGUGCGUAGGCACCUAUUGUAUUCGUUAGUGUUCAAAUUAUUAUUAUUAUUCAGCCAUUGAAGUCUGUGGCAGCCCAUAGGAAAGUUAUGAAAUUUGGCACACUGAUAGAGGACACUUUGAACUAUAACUGACCCCAAUUUGGUGUCUCUAACGCCAACGCUGUAGUGCCACCAAGUGUUCAAAUUUGCACUUAUGUUUACGCUCAUAACUUUUGAAUUGUAAGGCCUAGAAUAAAAAAUGUUUGUCCUUGGCUCAUGUCGAGUCGAAUGCACACCAUGGUUUCAAUUUCACCCUGACUAGAUUUUACAGCAUUUUGAAUUUACAGAACAAAAAGUUAUCAAAAGCUUUUUGAUAGACCAAACUGUUCUCAAAUAACGCUUCAACAAAUUUGAAGGCGACCACGGCAAAAUGGACUUGAGGCUGUAUCUUUACAAUGCUUUGGUGUAUUAACACAAAACUUGGUGUAUGUCAUAGCCAUUAUGACUUCAGGGUACCUGCACAGUUUCAGAACAGCACCAUCCAGAGGUCGGGAAAUAUUAAAUUUUUUUGCUUAUAACUUCUGGAAUAGUUUGGCCUAAAAUCAUGAGACUUGUCUCUAAAGAUUCCUUGGGGUAUACAGAGUUGACUUAUACCCAGUUUUCCUAUGUCAGACAUUUUGGCCAUUUUGAAUUUAGAUGUAAAAUUCUGUAUUUUCCAAACGCAUUGGCGUACCAUUAUGAAGCUCGGUAUGCAUCAUCGACACUAUGACCUGAGGGUACCUAUAACGCUUUGGGCCAAUGCCACCUUGUGGUCAAAAGCUGUAACGAAAUGUCUAAAAAUGCUUAUAACGUUUUAAUUAAUCUCACCUAUUGUCCUGUGACUGCACUCUAAAGAUUCCUUGGGUCAUGCCGAGUACGGUGAAUUUUCCAUGGUCAGCCAUACUUCCUGUCCGCCAUUCUGAAUUUAAUUGAAAACCUACUUUUUCAAACUCCUCCUAGGCCGUAAGUCCGAUUUGCACGAAAUUUGUCGUGUAUCACCUAGAGACACUCAUGACAAAAUACUACUUUUCGAUUGACAAAACGGUUCAAAAAGUGCACCAACGAACAACGAAGUUGCCAAAAAGCAUCUAAGGCUGUAUCUCUAACACUUCGCCGUAUUUUCAUGAAAAUUUUUGUGGGUCAUAAUGACCACACCCUGAUCUUACCAUGUAAAUUUGGUGACUGCGCCACCUAUUGGUCAAAAGUUAUAAUUAAUCGUAUUUUAAAUUCAGCAAUUCUACCAAUGUUUUUUAUGCUGCUUUUCUUAGAGUCAUAAUGACUGAUGUCCAGUGAAUUGGCCCCGUAAUUGCUGCUUGCAACUAUAUUUCUGCUUUGUUGUUAUUAGAUUGGUCUCGACUACCUAAGCCUACAUGUAGAUCAUCCAGAUUUUAAACUAAAGAAAUUCUACUGAUAUUGCAUUUCAUAUAUUUUUUUUGACAUAUCUUUGAUCAUUAACUGAAUGCAGCUGUUGGAUUGAUGCAUAAAGAAUUAACUGCUGGUGCUCAGGAUUGUAUAUCUAGUAGUUUGGUUGAUGUUUCUAUCCUUCAUGUCAUAACUAUGUAUUUCUAAUCCUAUAAUGGAAUAAUAUGGAACACUGGCUCUGUGUUGUUUUGAGGUAAUUGUGGAAUGAUUAUUAAAUAUUAUCUGAGAGAAUCCGCCAUCAGAAACGGACUUCCCUAUUUGCUGUUGAUAAAAUGUUGCCUCAAUAAAAACCCAACAACGUCAAUCAAAUAGGGAUCAUGCCCUUACAGAACACUUCUGUCUAUCCUAACUAAAAGAUUUGGCCGAAUGUGAAAAAAACACCAAUAUAGUUGGUAGUUAUAAUGAUUUUAACACAGAGAAUCUGCAUGCGCUGAACUCUCCCGGAAAGUUAAAUUUCUGCAGAUCUGUUGAAAUAGUUUAGAUAAUUUGAUAAUGCUUUUAGCUACCAAUAAAAUUGUAGUACUCUCAGGUCCAUUUUAUACAUUUUACCAUAUUUAAUUUAGUUCUGCAGACCACAAAAUUAACGCAGAAAAUGCUAUUUAAUCUGCACGUUCCGUCUGGGCCAAAUUAAAAGAAAUGGAUCAAACUCGGAAAACUAAGGUAUUAAAAGGUUUUUUAUAUUCUGCUGUGGAUUUUAGUUUGAAAACCACUGUUAUUAUUAUCUAAAAUGUUAUAUGAAGGCACUUUGCAGUUUUUGUUAGUACGUGCAAUGUUUCUGCCAAAAGAACUAUGUUUACAAGAGUCAAACUCUAGCCAAAUGACAUGCAGUAACUAACAUAAGUGUUAAAUCUGAAUGAAAACAUUCCUUUUACUGUACUGGUGUUCGGAAUUCUUUAAAAACGCACUGACAUCUGAACACAAGAUUCAACUUUCAGGUUUCCCACACUUUUUGACCCAUGCAUUUUCAUGGCUUUUCCACAAACUUUCCAGUCAUUUGGAUUUUUAUAUUCGCACAGAUUCGCAUAUUAAUCAUUCAGACUGAUUCACUGAAAAAUAAAAGUGGCGCAUAAAAUAUUUUAGAGCAGAGUAUAACUAGAAAAAUGUACAGUUGCAAGAAAAAGUAUGUGAACCCUUUGGAAUUAGCUGUUUUUUUUUUUUUUUGUUGCAUUAAUUGGUCAUUAAAUGUGAUCUCAUCUUCAUCACAAGUAUAGACAAACACAAUGUGCUUAAGCUAACAACACACAAACAAUUAUAAUCUGUCAUGUAUUUAUAGAACACAUCCUAUUAAACAUUCACAGUGCUGUGGAAAAAGUACGUGAACCCUUAGAUUUAAUAACUGGUCGAUCCUACUUUGGCAGCAGUAACCUCAACCAAGCGUUUCCGGUAACUGCAGAUUAAACCUGCACAACGUUCAGAAGAAAUUCUGGAUCAUUCCUCCUUACAGAACUGCUUCAGCUCAGCCAUAUUCUCAGAUGUCUGGUGUGAACGACUCUCUUGAGGUCAUUCCACAGCAUCUCUAUUGGGUUAAGGUCUGGGCUCUGACUGGGACACUCCAAAAGAUGGAUUUUUUUUUAUGAAGCCGUUCUGUAGUGGAUUUACUUUGAUGAUUAGAGUCAUUGUUCUGCUGCAUCUCUCAACUUCUCCUGAGCUUCAGCUGGCGCACAGCAACCCUGAUAUUAUCCUGUAGGAUAUCUUGAUAAACUUGGGAAUUCAUUUCUCCCUCGAUGAUGGCAAGCGGUCCAGGCCCCGAAGCAGCAAAGCAUCCCCAAAUCAUGAAGCUCCCUCCGCCGUAAUUCACCGUUGGGAUGAUGUUUUCAUGUUGGUAUGCGGUGCCCUUUUUACACCAUACAUAGUGCUGCAUGUUCUUCCCAAACAAUUCAACCUUACUUUCAUCAGUCCACAAAACAUUUUCCCAGUAGCGUUGUGGAGGUCAAGGUGGUCAUUGGCAAACUUCAGGCAUGCAGCAAUAUUUUUGUUGGAAAGCAGCAGCUUCCUUCAUAGUGUCCUGCCAUGGACACCAUACCUGUUUAAUGUUUUCCGUAUAGCAGACUCACAAACAGAGUCAGUUCCAACCAGUUCCAAUGAUUCCUUCAAGUCUUUAUCUGUCACUCUAGGGUUGGCUGAACAGCCACUUCUAGAUAGAGUACCUAUAGUACUAAAUCGUCUCCAUUUAUAGACAGUUUGUCUAAAUGUGGACAGAUGAAUAUCUAAGCUCUUCGAGAUACAUUUAUAACCCUUUCCAGGUUUAUGAAAAGCAACAGUUCUUGAUUGUAAGUCUUCUUGCAAGGCAUGGUCCAUGUCAGCAGAUACUUCUUGUGAAUAGCAAACUCAGAAUGAUUGAGUGCUUUUUAUAAGUAAAAGUAGCUCUAACCCACACCUCCAAUCUCAUUUAAUUAAUUGGAUGCCAGGUUUGCCAACUCCUGACUCUAAUUAGCUUUUGACAUCAUUAGCCUUGGGGUUCACUUACUUUUUCCAACCUACACUGGAAAUGUUUGAAUGAUGUAUUCAGUAUGUACAAGAACAAUACAGUAAUUUGUGUGUUAUUAGUAAAAACAGAUUGUGUUUGUUCAUUAUUGUAAUUUAGAAGAAGAUCAAACCAGAUUUUAAGACAAAUGUGUUAAUAAAUGCAGGUAAUUCUUUUUCUUGCCACUACAUACUUCAUUAUAAAAAGUUCAGGAACACUUUACAGUAAGGUUCAAUAUGGUUAUAUUAGUUAAUGCAUUAAGUAUCAUGAACUAACACCGAACAGUAAUCUUUUUCUGCAUUUAUUGAUCUUGGUUUAAUGCAAAAUAUACAACUGUUCAAUGAGUUGAUAAUGCAUUAAUUUAAUGUUAACAUAUAUAUCUUUUAAUGUAAUUUUUUUUUAGUAUAUGUAUAUAUGCAAUCAACUAUUGCAUUAGCUAAUGUUAACGUAUACAACAUUUUUGUCAAGUGUUACCAGUUUUUUUAAAUUUCCCAUUUAACCCAUUUCAAUUUCCCUGAUAUUUCCAUUUUCCAGUACUGUGUGAAAACCUUGAAUUUUGUUAUAGAUGAAAUUGUUCACUUCUAUGGAGGAAACAAAGAAUUCAUCCAAGGGUUUAAAGGGAUGAGUAAAUAGUGUAUAUUCUUCUAUAGAACAUCUAUUUUUCAGACAUGAACAGUGGCAUAUGGUUCAGAUCAUACACGUCAUGCUCACCUGUAGAUUCUGCUUAGAAAGUGACUCAUAUUUAUGACAAUAAACCAUAAAGUAUAUUUGUUGUCGUAUUUUACGUAUGCUUUUGAUGUUGUGUGCUUAAUGCCAAAUACUGUUGUUAACCAUCUGUUUUGAGGUCUUAUUUUUUUAAAUAACUUUUAUUUUAAUGUUCUACAGUAUCCUGAUAUGCAUGUUUUAUGGUGAUGAUAAAACCAGUUUUAACGUGUCAGUGUUCUGUAGCAAUUUAUUGAAUAAAAAACAAACUGCCUGGUUCUCCUUAAUUUCCAAUUCACCAUUUCAAAUGGAGACUGGGGCUAGUUGUUACACAAAUGCUUGUUUUCUCUAGCAGUGGUUUUGUAUGUUGCCUUCAAACACUAGUUCAAAACUAUCUUAAAUGAGAAUAUUUUUUUCUGAAAUCUGUCCUUCAAAUAAAAAUGUCAACAUUGUAAUAGCAGCUUGGUAAAUGAUUACACUGGCAUGCAUUAAGCUAAAAGGCAACUAUACAUAAUAAAGGUAGAUUUAAGAUUUAAA